AUGUGCCACCCGCUGCUGCGCAGCUCUUGGCCCCAAAUUGCAUUUCCACUUUGUUCAAAUUCACCUUUUCAGGGGCCCGCUGCUGCUGCUGCUGCUGCUGUUGCUGCUGCUGCAUGCAGCGCUCUGCAGCAGCACCCCCAGUCAUUUUACCCGCAGCAGCACUGCAGCCCGCAGCAGCAGCCUGGGUACCUGCUGCGGCCCUUCUGUAGCGCCACAGGGGGCCGCUGGAAUCAGCACUGCCACCAACAGCAGCAGCAGCAGCAGCAGCAGCAGCAGCAUGGGCGGAAGGUGUGCGUAGAGUCUGUUCUCCGGGCCUUCAACCUCGAGGGUCUCGAGGCCCACAAAGCCUCUUGGGCACAGCUGGGCCUGCUGGGGGCCCUCAGGCUCUCUGGGGGGCCCCCCAGAGGGCCUGGGGGACCCCAGGGCCCCCAGGAGGCCCAGUGGGGGGCCCCCAGCCAGCAGUUCUAUGGGGGCCCCCGCCGAGAGCGUCUAAUAUUCCUGGUGGAGCAGCAAGAAGCAGCAAGACUGUGGGCAGCAGCUCUUGCUGCGCUGCAUGCAGCGGGGCUGCGCUUGCUGCUGGGAGUUGAUUUGGAGUGGAGUCCUGCUGCUGCUGCUGCGCAGCAGCAGCAGGCUGCUGCUGCUGCGCAGCAGCAGCAGCAGCAGCAAGCGGGGGCCACAGCAGCAGCAUCUCGAGUGGCGCUGUUGCAGCUCUGCGUAGAAAAGCAGCAGCAAGGAGAUGAGUGGCCCCCCUGCAGCGAAGCAGCAGCAGAGCCAACUCCCCUUCCAGCAGCAGCAGCAGCAGCAGCAGCAGCGUGUGCAUCUGCGGAAGCAGGAGCUUCUGCUGCUUCAGCAGCUGCUGCAGCAAACCAAAAUGCUGCGCUGCUGCAUGCAGCAGCAGCUGCUGCUGAUCUUGGCUUCGUGCUGCUGUUCGAUUUGGCUGAAGAGCCGCAGCAAAUCAUGGAGCAUCUCAAGCCGCUGCUGGAAGACCCCAAGCUGCCCAAAGUUGUAAACCCUAAACCCUAA
Eimeria tenella is the source of this 1023-nucleotide messenger RNA. RefSeq lists its product as uncharacterized. NCBI's taxonomy places the organism in Eukaryota, Apicomplexa, Conoidasida, Eucoccidiorida, Eimeriidae. Bases 1 to 1023 code for a protein of 340 amino acids. The transcript is spliced from 3 exons. The record is from RefSeq and is a predicted model, not a curated record. Gene Ontology annotation, molecular function: nucleic acid binding.